GGCUCGGGACGCCGCGGGAGGACCUCCCGCUGCCCGGCCUGGGCGCUGCGGCUGCUGCCGUGCCGUGCACGCCCCUUCGACAGCCAGGGAGGGGCCAGGGCGAACCGGCCCCUCCCGCCCCCACCCCGCCUUUGGGUUGCUGACCCCCCGGCUGUGGUGAGGGCCUUGGAGCUGGCAUCUCGGAGCCUGGGCCGCCUGCUUUACCCACCCAUGCCCACCGCGCAUGAGGCUGACAAGCAGCACGCAGGGCCAGAGGAGGCAGACCGGCCGCCUUCGAUGUCCAGCCGUGAUGCGGCCCCCACGGCGGCCCCCAGCCGCAACCCCUGCUGCCUGUGCUGGUGCUGCUGCUGCAGCUGCUCCUGGAACCAGCAGCGGCGGCGAGCGUGGCAGGCCUCCCGGGAGAGCAAGCUGCAGCCCCUGCCCAGCUGCGAGACGUGUGCCACGCCGAGCCCCGAGGAGGUGGAGAGCUGGGCGCAGUCCUUUGACAAGCUGAUGCACAGCCCUGCGGGCCGCAGCGUGUUCCGGGCCUUCCUGCGCACGGAGUACAGCGAGGAGAACAUGCUCUUCUGGCUGGCCUGCGAGGAGCUCAAGGCCGAGGCCAACCAGCACGUGGUGGACGAGAAGGCGCGGCUCAUCUACGAGGACUACGUGUCCAUCCUGUCCCCGAAGGAGGUCAGCCUGGAUUCCCGGGUGCGGGAAGGCAUCAACAGAAAGAUGCAGGAGCCGUCCGCACACACGUUCGACGACGCGCAGCUGCAGAUCUACACGCUGAUGCACCGGGACUCCUACCCCCGCUUCCUCAGCUCCCCCACCUACCGUGCCCUGCUGCUCCGGGGAGCCCCACGGUCCUCCUCCGAGGCCUAGCCGCCCGCCCGCACAGACACUCGACGCCUCGGGCAGACUCGGGGGCGGCUGGAAGCCCCCUCGCCCAGCAGCCCUGCAGGGGGCUCGUGCACAGCCAGGAGGGGCCGUCUCUGGAGGCACUUGGACCAGAGCAGUGGGGGCCCUGGGACCUGCCCCUGCCGGAGGACAGACCUCCUGCCUCAUGCAGCUGUGAGACAAGACCCACCUUCUCACCGUCUGCACCCCAGAGCCUCGAGCCAGGGGACAGGACCCACUUUCUAGUCAGCUCACGAACGUUAAACCUGAAAACCUGUCUUUUCUGUGUUUUAUCAAAAACAAGAAAAAUGUCUUCCUAUUUA
This is a messenger RNA of Oryctolagus cuniculus (rabbit), 1202 nucleotides long. RefSeq names its product regulator of G protein signaling 19 (gene RGS19). Lineage: Eukaryota; Metazoa; Chordata; Mammalia; Lagomorpha; Leporidae. The record is from RefSeq and is a predicted model, not a curated record.